Molecule: messenger RNA, 1206 nt
Organism: Lachancea meyersii CBS 8951
Lineage: Eukaryota; Fungi; Ascomycota; Saccharomycetes; Saccharomycetales; Saccharomycetaceae
Source: the annotation of a GenBank genome assembly
AUGUCCAUCAACAUCUGCAGAGAUAAUAAUGAUCCUUUUUACCGUUAUAAAAUGCCUCCUCUACAGGCUAAAGUGGAAGGUAGAGGUAACGGUAUCAAAACAGCAGUCUUGAACGUUGCCGACGUGGCCCGCGCUCUAAACAGACCUUCUCCUUACAUCGUCAAGUACUUUGGUUUUGAACUUGGUGCGCAGACCAGUAUUUCGGUCGACAAAGAUAGAUACUUGGUCAACGGUUCGCACGAACCAGCCAAAUUGCAGGAUGUCUUGGACAAGUUCAUCAGCAGUUUUGUUCUAUGUGGAAGCUGUAAGAACCCUGAGACCGAAAUCGUCAUCACUAAGACUGGGGACCUGAUCAGAAACUGUAAAGCGUGCGGUAAAAGAACUCCAAUGGACCUCAGACACAAACUGUCAUCAUUCAUUCUGAAAAAUCCACCCGAGUCUAUGGAGGGCAAAAACAAGAAAAAAGCCGCCACUGCGUCCGCUAACAUUCGUGGUGGUGGUGUCUCCAUCAGUGACAUUGCCCAAGGUAAGUCUCAGUUCUCUGCUCAAAGCGCAGAGGCCGAAAAUGACGAAGGUGGUGACUCUGACGACGACGAAUUGGCACGUCAAAUCAAUGCUGCUGCUUCUCGUCUAGAAGAGAUCGAUGUGAACAACGACGAAUGGGCCGUUGAUAUGUCUGAAGAGGCCAUCAGGGCUCGUGCCAAGGAGCUGCGCGCUGCCAAUGGCGAAGAGAUCGGGCACUCUGCUCUAGAAGAAUAUGGAGAAUGGAUUCUCAACCAAGAGGAAACGCCUUCGGAUGUCGAGCUGUAUAAAAAGGCUUCUGAACUCGACCUGCUGCAAGAACCAAAAGUGGCAUGUGUUCUUGCCCAAGCCCUUUUCGACGAGGAUAUAGUAGAGGAGAUUACCGAGCACACUGCCUUCUUCAAGAAGCUAUUUGUCUCGGACGAAUUUGAAAAUCAAUUUCUCGGUGGUAUUGAAAGAUUCCUGGGUCUGGAACACAAGGCUUUGAUACCAGCACUACCCAAGAUCUUGGUACAGCUGUACAACGAGGACAUCGUCUCUGAGGAAGUCAUUGUCAAGUUCGGUACCAAAUGCUCCAAGAAAUUUGUGCCAAAGGACGUUUCCAAAAAGGUUCGUAGAGCCGCCAAGCCUUUUAUCACUUGGUUGCAAACUGCCGAGUCUGAUGACGAAGACGACUCGGAGUAG